CAGCUAGAACAAGUCCUAUAAUUUACUGAUAUUAAAUUAGAUUGGAAAUUUCAACCGUAAUAACAAUAUUUUACAAUGGCUAGGUACAUGAGACCACCUAACCCAUCACUCUUCAUUAGAAACAUCUCCGACGAAUCCAGUACCUGGGCUUAACUUGCAUGCAUGCCAAACAUGACAAUGAGUGACAGGAGUUGGCAUGAUGGCACAGACAGACUGGCACUCAGGCUUCCAUCUACCUGGCUUGUAGUGCAUGAAAUACCUCUUGUCCGAUGUCACAUUUUAUACCCACAUUUCUAUGGCCAGAGGAACUACGCCGUGAAUUUGGUCGUUAUGGGCCUAUUGUAGAUGUCUACAUUCCACUUGACUUCUCUACACGGCGUCCAAGAGGAUUUGCUUACAUUCAAUUCGAGGAUGUGCGAGAUGCAGAGGAUGCCCUCCACAACCUGGACCACAAGUGGGUGUGUGGUCGACAGAUCGAGAUCCAGUUUGCACAGGGUGACCGAAAAACCCCCAACCAGAUGAAGACUAAGGAGAGCUCUCCUCGCAGAGGGUCCCGCAGCAGCUCCUUCUCCCGCUACGACGACUACGAACGCGGCGAUGGCCGCCGCAGACGCAGUCGCAGCUACGAAAGGCGCCGGUCGCGCAGCCCUUCCUGCGACCGCCGUCCUCGGAGGUCAGAGAGCCCGAGAGACUCUCGGUCAAAUGGCAGGCACAGGCGAAGCAGAAGCCAUGAAAAUAACAGGUACAGGGGCCCUCCACGUGAACACCACAGGAUGCACCACGCACCCCCGUCUCGUAACCGCUCCGCCUCCCGCUCCCCCUCUCAUCCCAGAUCCAGGCCCAAAGACACAAAGUCCCAGUCCAAAUCCCCCAGCCCCGUCAAGGACUUCCACCCCUCUUCUGGCUCCCAGAAACAGGCCUGUCGCCGCUCAUACUCGAGAUCUGUGUCCCGAUCUCGCUCCAGAUCCUAGGACCCCACCACCCUCAAACCCUGUUAUUCUGUAGCUAAAGAUGUUUUUGAAUAUGGCAUCUAGUGAGUGGUUAUUACACACCCCACCUUGGUUCAUUAGUUGAGUUAUCAUGAUAUCUCUGGGCUGAUACCAUUCAACAGAGCUGGUUGUCCCUACAGAUGGAUAGUCAUUUGUUAGUUCAGUUUCAUUCACCUCUAAAGAAAAUUGUCUGUUUUUAAUUUACCUUCAUAUCUGUUUAAUUCUAUUAUUUGAGAACCCAAUGGAAUUAAGUUCAGUGCAUAAGAAUUGGUCAACUAUGAAAUGUCAUGGUACUGCUUGUUUUGAGCUAACAGGUAUUAACCUCUGGCUAUAGAAUUUGAGUGCAAAAACCCAUUUAUAAGAGAACAAGUUAUCCAUCUGGAGUUUGCAGUGAUAUCUAGCCAUCAAGUUUACUGCUAUUAUUUUUGUACAUUUGAUGUAACUAAAGUCUGCAUUUUUUUAAAUCCGUUUUUAUUUUGUUUGUUCAAUUCUUGCAGCAGUGUUUUCUCUGUGGAUUAAACAUGUUAAGUUUUAA
Messenger RNA from Oncorhynchus gorbuscha (pink salmon), 1524 nucleotides. Its product is annotated as serine/arginine-rich splicing factor 10-like. The transcript has 7 exons. The record is from RefSeq and is a predicted model, not a curated record. The coding region runs from base 270 to 971 and encodes 233 amino acids. Gene Ontology annotation, molecular function: RNA binding. Lineage: Eukaryota; Metazoa; Chordata; Actinopteri; Salmoniformes; Salmonidae.